AUGAAACAGCUCAAUAAUAAUAAUAAUACUGAGAAGAUAUCAUUCUCCUCAACAAAAAUGUAUACAAUACGCUUCUGGAAUGGUGAGGAACUCAAACUGGAACCAUCAUCUUCAGAGAAAUUAGAAGAUGUUGUACGAUCGCAUUUAUCCGAUUACACUAUUCCAAUACAAUGUACUGAUUUGAGCAGUGCAAAAUUUAUUCCAUGGGAAACACCUACAACACAAUUAUCAUCGAAAACAUUGUUGAUCAAAAGUCAUAUCUAUCGUUCAUUAGUACAGACUGAUUUGAAUGAUUCCACAGUUGAACGACAGUCAUCAAUGACCACCGAUUCUUCAUUAACAAAUAAUAAUCUUGAAAUUAUUUAUCAAUCAAUCACGAACAAUUUCAAACCAUUUAUUGAGAUUAGAGACAAGAAUGUAGAUGAUACAAAACCACCGAUUAGAAAAAGAAAUCGUAAAAUUUCUAAAGCUAUAUUUGAAAUUCAUCGUAACAAAUUGAGUUCCACUUUUAAUUAUCCUACUAAUAAUAAUAUGAAAAAAAUGGAUAGACGAUCAGCUCCUCCAUUAGAUACCACAUCGCAUGCAUUGAAAAAUUGGUUUGAUUUCUAUAAGAAAAGUCAUUGCCUAAAUCCAUCUUUUCUAUCUGAUCACAUAAUCAGCGAAUGUCUACGUGAAUUAAAUCCAAAUCUAUUAGGAAAAUUAUUACCAAAACAAUUGAAAAUAUUCGAUGAAACUAUAACUCCUAUAACUCCUAUUACUACUACGACUACAUCGUUGAACACAUUGAUAACACGUGAAGAGACAACUUUGCAUAAAUCCAAUUCUCCUUUAUUGGUUGAAAAUAAUCAACAAUUCAGUAGUCAAGAUUUAGCUAAUUUAUUUUUUAUUGAAGAAUCAUGGGAACAAAUUGUGAAAACAUCUUCAAAAAUGACAAGACAAGAACAAAAGAAACAAUCAGCUAUAUGGGAAUUUAUUUAUACUGAAGCAAAAUAUUUAAAAUAUUUACGUACAAUUAUAGAUGUGAGUUGUACAAAUGAAAUUCAUUCAAUUGUGUUUAUACAUUUAAUUUUUAAUGAAUAA
Messenger RNA from Schistosoma turkestanicum, 1080 nucleotides. The record is from the annotation of a GenBank genome assembly. Lineage: Eukaryota; Metazoa; Platyhelminthes; Trematoda; Strigeidida; Schistosomatidae.